Paramacrobiotus metropolitanus is the source of this 2261-nucleotide messenger RNA. RefSeq names its product mucin-2-like. The transcript has 3 exons. Lineage: Eukaryota; Metazoa; Tardigrada; Eutardigrada; Parachela; Macrobiotidae. Gene Ontology annotation, molecular function: chitin binding. Gene Ontology annotation, cellular component: extracellular region. The coding region runs from base 75 to 2036 and encodes 653 amino acids. The record is from RefSeq and is a predicted model, not a curated record.
AGCAAAUCUGCAAUUAAUAGCUUAACCUGAUCGCAUUUCAUUUCGGUUAAGCUACAUUUCGCGCCGAAUCGAAAAUGAAGUUUCUUGCAACCGGAUUAUUACUUAUCGGAUUAAGCGUACUUUCUGUAUUGGUUGAAUCUGCCAAUAUCAGAAGGAAUAAACGGCAAGCUCCGGUGGAAGUGACGACGGCUGCAACCGCUAAUGCAACGCAAGCAGGAAACAGCACCAGUGCUCCGGCAGUCAAUGGCACUAACGUAACCGCAGCUUCCGUUGCCUCUGUUGCUAAUGCAUCAUCUCCAGUGCCCGAAGCAACACCGGCAUCCAAUGCGACAUCAUCUAACAGCACCGCUCCAAGUUCCUCUGCUCCUUCUUCAGCUAGCAAUGCUUCAGCGCCGGCAAGCACUUCCGUUUCGGAAGCACCAACCACCGCAGCGUCCGCCGCUACUUCCCUUAGUACCGCUGCGGCCGUAACCCCAACAACAGCUGCAGCCAGUGCAGCAGCAAGCAACGCGACUUCCGGUAAUGCCUCAUCGGAAGCAUCGCCUGCUAAUGCAACUGCUGCGACAACCACGGCAUCGUCACCCGCAACGCCCGAGGUCACUCCCGAAAUGACAACCGAAGCAUCGGAGGUAACCACACAAGCUGCCAGCGCCAAUGCAAGCGAUAGUGUCAACGUCACCACAGCAGCACCGGCUGCGUCUAAUUCAACUGCCCCAGUUGCUGCUAGGACGACCACCGUUGCGAAUGUUACCAGUGCCACUCCGGAAGAGGUAUCAUCCGAAGCACCCACUGAGGCGCCGGUUGCUGCUAAUACAACCGCCCAAGGAAGUGAAUCAACCACCGUGGCGAACGCAACCAGUGCCACCACGGAGGAAGAGUCCUCCGAAGCGCCCAGUGCCGAGUCGACAACUGCCGCCAGUUCGACCGCCCCAGGUGGGGAAUCUACGACAGCAGCGAAUGUAACCAGCGACAGCACAGAAGAACCAGCAUCCGAAGAGCCAACUACGGGAGCAGCCGCCGCAGGCUCUACAGCUGCUACCAUUGCCGCAACCACCGCCACGGCUGCCACCACCCAGGCCAAAACCAUUGUCGCUGUCACCACACCUCCGCGACAGGGCAAGAAAGUCGAUGAAACCAGCACCGCCAAGUCAACCACGCAAAAGGUCACAGUCAGCGCCAGCCCCUCAGAGCAGGCGACGGUGACUCCGGCCAUCCAGUAUCCCAACGCCGACUACGAGAGUAAUCGGGCUAUGCCCCCACAGAAUCCCGAUCUGACUAAGGCGCUCAAAGUACUGAUGGGCAACAGUCCGGCAGCCCGUUCGGCGAAGACCGUUGACAUGGCCGAACUGCUCUCCAGCGCUGUCGCCGGUAAGGAUUAUCCUAAUCUGGCCGCCAUCCCGGAUCCUACGAGCUUCGCGUGCAAAGACGUCCAGCAAGCCGGUUUCUAUGCCGAUAUGGAUAGCGAUUGCCAGGUCAUUCGCCGGUGCGAUAUCAACGGACAGCUGUUCAGUUAUUUGUGCCCGAAUCUGACACGGUUUAACCAGGUGGAGUUAAUUUGUGAUUGGUUCUGGAACGUCGACUGCAGCCAGGUCAAACAAUUUUAUGACUACUCCAAUUCGCGCUUGUACCAUGCAUCGUGGACGCUGUUGGACACUCCGCCCAACGCAUCCGAAGAGGACAACGCCGUUCAACCACCUCAAGCGUCGUCCGCUGCCGCAACCACAACAGCCGCACAAAAGCCAAGCCCGAAGAAUGAAGCCAAAAAACCCGUCAAAAGCGCAACUAAGGCUGCGACCACUACUACCACCACCACCACGGAAGCGACAACAACAACCGAAGCCACCACUAAAGCGAAAAAAGCAGCUGGAAAAGGUAAAGGUAAACCAGCCAAGGCCGCCAAGGGCAAGGAAACCGAGAAGCCGACAACUACCACCACGACCACAACAACAAAGAAGCCCGCUGCCAAGAAACCGGCUGCCGGCAAGGGCAAAAAUAAGGAGGCCGGAAAGAAAGGCAAGGCGACCAAAAAGCAGUGAAAGAAAGGAUGAUAGUUUCUUUUUAUAAUUAAUUUUUUAAAUUUUUAUAACGGAAUAAAUUAAUUUUUUACUUGCUGUUGACAGGAAUUUGGAUUCGUUGGUCUAACAAAUUAGCAAAACGUUUACGCGUAAAAUACAACCUUUUGAGGAUUUUAAUGUUAACUGUUUGCUCGCAUAAUGCAAACUAUUAAAACAGUUUUUUUGUAAUCGGAUAAUUGAAUAAUA